Messenger RNA from Quercus lobata, 924 nucleotides. Its product is annotated as DNAJ heat shock N-terminal domain-containing protein. NCBI's taxonomy places the organism in Eukaryota, Viridiplantae, Streptophyta, Magnoliopsida, Fagales, Fagaceae. The record is from RefSeq and is a predicted model, not a curated record. The transcript has 2 exons. Gene Ontology annotation, biological process: protein histidyl modification to diphthamide. The coding region runs from base 355 to 903 and encodes 182 amino acids. Gene Ontology annotation, cellular component: cytosol. Gene Ontology annotation, molecular function: metal ion binding.
UCCAUACACACCCAAGUAUACCCACAUUUAAAUAUUUUAUCAACUCUUUUCCUAGCUCUUCUUAUUUUUAGUACCUCAAAUUUCAAGUUUCAAAUGUGUUUUUUUCGUUAAACUGAAGUUUUAAAACUGACUUGGCAAGCAAACUGACUUGCAAUCUGAUUUUGGAUUCACAAACGCACGAGAGAGAGAGAGAGAGAGCGAUUGAACGGACCCUAACCCUUGCCGCCGCGACGCCGCCUCCCUCCGCUGGAGACGGUGGCCUCCUGCCUCACGCCGCUCGCACAGCCUCGCCGUUCCUUCCUCCUCCCAUCUCAGUUGCAGUGUAAGAUAUCUGAUAGCAAGCAAGUUCCAACCAUGCUUCUUGGUGAGAACUCCAUUUUGGAAACUCACUAUGAUGUUCUAUCUGUGAAGGAGGAUGCAAGCUAUGAUGAAAUUCGCACAAGCUACCGAUCAGCCAUCCUAAAUUACCAUCCUGAUAAAUUACAGAAGAAAUCUGAGACAACCAGCCCUGACCAUGAGUUAAGGGAAAGAUUUUUGAAGGUACAGAGAGCUUGGGAAAUCCUCAGCAAUUCGAAUUCACGAGCUAUUUAUGAUAGUGAAUUGCGAGCUUCAAGACAUGAUACUGUAGUUGCAGAUGAUAUCAGCUUGGAGGAUAUGACAGUUGAAGAUACUGGUGAAGUGAUGGAGCUCUUUUACCAAUGUCGAUGUGGUGAUUACUUCUUUGUUGAUUCCCUGGAAUUGGGUAAAAUUGGAUAUUCAUUGUUGAGAGAUGGGAAUAAGAUUUUAUUACGGACACUGGAUGCUUCACCGGCAUCAGUGGUUCUUCCUUGUGGGUCUUGUUCUUUGAAAGUUCGUGUAUUGAUCAAUUCAGAUAUUAUUCUUUCAAUUGAUGAUCAUCUAUGAUUGUUGUUGUCAUUGGCACUU